CGUCAUUGUGGCUGACUCUACCCACCAAUCUCAUAUCUCAACGCGCACCUCCACCAUCAUGCGUGGCCUCGGAGACUGCUCAAGUGGGUACAAGCACCACGGCGCGGCAUGCGUAGCCUUGUUCUCUUAUCUACCAAUGGGACCGACACGUGAGCGCGUCUAGCUUACAUGCAGGUACUGUGAAUCUUUCGCUCAUCGCCGCCGUCGGAGCUCUAACCAGAAGUCUGGGAAAUGUACCUUCUGCAUAUGGUAAGGACCGACUGGGGCUGCAGCGGCCUGGGUAGGCCGUGGCCAAAUUUUUGGGAGCUUUAUAGAUGGCCGGCUUCCCAGCAUCAUCGAGUUUCCCAUCGCAGUAUACCUCUUCUCCAAUUCGUCUUGUAGCUCCAAAGUCAAGAUAACAUGAAGGCUGCUUUUUCCAAGGCCGGAGCUGCGGCUCUGCUUGCGACUACGACAAAUGCACAGCUCUAUCCCAACCAAAGUCCCCUAAACCACACAUGCCAGCUACAAGAGCCAUUGCUGUCUUGCCCUUCGCAAGACCCGUCCAUUGUCGAUUCCUGCUGUGUCGAGACUUUUGGUGGACUUGUGCUAAGCACCCAAUUCUGGAACACGUACACCGGUCGCGAGUCUGAAGGCCAACUCUUGCCCACCGACACAUGGACCCUCCAUGGUCUAUGGCCGGACUUCUGUAACGGUAGUUAUACGCAAUACUGCGACUUGAGCCGCCAAUACGAUCCUAUCCCCAGCCCGAACACCACCAACAGUCUACCAAAUGGAACAUUUGUUCCCCCAUAUAACGGCUCCAACAUCGGCACCUUCCUCGAGCCGUUUGGUCGCUACGACCUACUCGAAUACAUGAACACUUACUGGAUCGCAUGGCAGCAAGACAAUCCAGGUUUCUGGGGCCACGAGUUCUCCAAGCACGCAACCUGCUUUUCUACCUUCAACGUUCCCUGCUACGGUCCGCAGUACCGCGAGCACGAAGAUGUUGUUGACUUUUUCGAGACGGCUAUCAAGUACUACAAGAGGUUCCCGACUUUCGAUUGGCUUGCCGCCAAGGAUAUCACACCCUCAAACUCAACCACCUACUCUUACUCCGAUCUCGUCGACGUGCUGCAUGAGCAGCAUGGCGGCAUUCCCUUCUUGGGUUGCUCUGGUCCUAGGUACAAUGCGACAGAGGCUGGAAAGAACACGACUGACAGGGGUUACACUAUCCUGAGCGAGGUUUGGUACUACGAGCAUGUCUAUGGUCGCCCCCAGGAAGGCAACGCUAUUCCUGUCAACGCUUCCGCUAGCUACCUCACCAACUGCGCUACCACAGAAGGCGCAAUUCACUACCCAGAGAGGACUAACGGGUCAGAGAAGGCUCCUGUAGUUCCGUUCUAAGAACACGUACAGUGUUAAAAAUCUAUUCUAGCGACUAUCCAAAAAAAUAUGUAAUUAGAGACAAUCUCACUAGCACGUCGAUUCAAGUUUGGGAUUCGCCUUUACGAUAUGUAUGAGAAUCGGCAGUUAGUCUCGUAUAUAUGCACAUAGAUGAGAUCAAUGUCUG
Alternaria alternata is the source of this 1549-nucleotide messenger RNA. Its product is annotated as ribonuclease T2. Gene Ontology annotation, biological process: RNA catabolic process. Gene Ontology annotation, cellular component: extracellular region. The transcript is spliced from 2 exons. NCBI's taxonomy places the organism in Eukaryota, Fungi, Ascomycota, Dothideomycetes, Pleosporales, Pleosporaceae. The record is from RefSeq and is a predicted model, not a curated record. Gene Ontology annotation, molecular function: RNA binding; ribonuclease T2 activity. The coding region runs from base 400 to 1383 and encodes 327 amino acids.